Messenger RNA from Vigna umbellata (rice bean), 988 nucleotides. The record is from RefSeq and is a predicted model, not a curated record. Lineage: Eukaryota; Viridiplantae; Streptophyta; Magnoliopsida; Fabales; Fabaceae.
CUAGAUAUUUCUAUUCAUCAUUUUGGGGAUUUCAGCAAAUUAGUACACUGACUGGGAAUUUAAUCCCUAGCUAUUUUGUUCCCGAAAUCCUUUUUACUAAGGCCAUUCUUGCGUCAGGACUGUUGCUGUUUGCUCUUCUCAUUGGAAACAUACAGAAUAUUCUUCAGGCUCUUGGACGCAGGAAGCUAGAGAUGUCACUUAGGCGACGUGAUGUUGAGCAAUGGAUGAGCCACCGGCGCUUAGGAGAUGAUCUAAGAAGGAGAGUGCGACAGGCUGAACGAUAUAACUGGGCUGCAACAAGGGGGGUGAAUGAAGAAAUGCUCCUGGAGAAUUUGCCAGAAGACCUCCAAAGGGAAAUUAGACGUCAUCUCUUCACAUUUAUUAAGAAAGUUCGAAUUUUUGCCUUACUGGAUGAGCCUAUCUUGGAUGCCAUAUGUGAGAGGCUAAGGCAGAAAACAUAUAUCAAAGGAAGCAAAAUUUUGUAUGAUUGUGGUUUGGUAGAGAAGAUGGUUUUUAUUGUGCGUGGAAAAUUGGAGAGCGUUGGCGAAGAUGGAAUCAGUGCUCCCCUUUAUGAAGGGAGUGUCUGUGGUGAAGAACUUCUGACAUGGUGUCUUGAGCAUUCCUUAGCAAGCAAAGGUUGCAGAAAAGCAAGGAUUCCAAGGCAAAAGCUGGUUAGUAACAGAAGAGUAAUAUGCUUAACAAAUGUGGAGGCAUUUUCCCUUAGAGCAGCAGACCUUGAAGAAGUUACAGGCCUAUUUGCAAGAUUCUUUAGGAAUCCCCGUGUUCAAGGAGCCAUAAGGUAUGAAUCACCUUAUUGGAGAUGCUUUGCAGCAACAAGCAUUCAGGUUGCAUGGAAAUACAGAAUGAAAUGUCUCCGUCGUGCUAAAACUACAUAAUCAAAUGAAACAUGAACAUUUAGAUUUCAAUGUUAUAUAUAAGGUGCAUUAGACAUCACUUAUUCACACCUACAAAUUAUUGUAAAGUCAUU